GUAUCGAUGGCAUAAAACUGCAAGACAGUUGCAGCGCUCCCGAAGUGCUUCUUUCGGAUUCUCGAGCAUUAACUCGUCGAGAUACGGACGGCCAGACGGCAUACUCAGCAGAAGAAAUCAUAACUGGACAGGUAGUACUCCCUGGAACGCAAAACAGGACGGGAUAUUGGAGUUUGGCGCAUACAGCGCGAUUUUUUCCCAACCCUUUCCUCGUCAAAUUAUGCCGGAGUGUGUGGGCUGAAUCUCCCGACUUUUUGGUGCUUGCUGAGGCAACUCCCGUUGGCGUUGGUGGUUCAAGGCUUGCGGCUUGUGGGACGUGUGGAGCUGUUCCCUCGGAUCUGGCAGCCGGCUUGUUGGCAAGAAGCGGCUUGCUCCCUGUAGUCCAUCACCUCGCGUCUCUUGUUCCUUCGCUUCUCAGCGGUACAGUCUCUCCGGCUUCCCUCUUCAAGUCUCUGUCCAAGCAGCACGCAGCGAUGCCUCAAGGCGGAACCCUUCUGCAGCUGUCUUGUGGACCAUCAUCGCCUCUGCCGCUGCUCUCCUACAAGAAAGCUGCGUGGUCGUUUCAAGACUUUCUCUGCUUUCUCCCCGACUCAUUCGUCUCCGUCGCUGGAGAGCUGGAGGGCAUGGUCUUCAGAAUGGGAGUUCCCAAUUUCUUCGAUACUCAAGAGCGCC
Cyclospora cayetanensis is the source of this 672-nucleotide messenger RNA. RefSeq lists its product as uncharacterized. NCBI's taxonomy places the organism in Eukaryota, Apicomplexa, Conoidasida, Eucoccidiorida, Eimeriidae. The transcript has 7 exons. The annotation marks the transcript as partial. The record is from RefSeq and is a predicted model, not a curated record.